Messenger RNA from Anolis carolinensis (green anole), 2426 nucleotides. It is a transcript of the gene orc4, whose product is annotated as origin recognition complex subunit 4. The record is from RefSeq and is a predicted model, not a curated record. Bases 376 to 1698 code for a protein of 440 amino acids. Gene Ontology annotation, molecular function: DNA replication origin binding; ATP hydrolysis activity. Gene Ontology annotation, biological process: DNA replication; DNA replication initiation. Gene Ontology annotation, cellular component: nuclear origin of replication recognition complex; nucleus. Lineage: Eukaryota; Metazoa; Chordata; Lepidosauria; Squamata; Anolidae. The transcript is spliced from 15 exons.
AGGGAUCGGCGCUUCGCCUGCGCACGCACCACGCAUGCGCGCGCCUCGCCUCGCUUCACGCGACAGCAAGAGAGAGAGAGAGAGAGAGAGAGAGCGCGAGCUGGCGUGCGGGCAGAGGCGGGUAAAAGGUUCAGGGGAAGAAGGACGUUGCUUGGAUACAGAGUGAAGGUUGUCUUCAAAGUUUGACCAGUCCGUGGCUCUUAUAGCUCUUCCGUUGCUCUUUCUCAUUAAGAAGGGCACAUGCUUCGUGGUAUAUCUUUAAAUCUGGAACUCCGAAUCCUCCUUGUAUUUUUGGUAUCGAAUUGUCUAUGUACACUACCACCCCUCUUUUCUUUACCACAUCUGCUGCAAUGAAUUAUUUCCCAAGGAAUUACAAUGAGUAAACGUAAAUUGAAGGAGGAUAACUUCACAAAUGGUGAAUGUAUUUCAAAGGUACAAAGAAUAUUGCGUGAAAGAUUUUGUCAUCCGAGUCCAAAUGAAAAAUUGUUUGGAAUUGAGUCUCAGUACAAGCAAUUACUUGAGUUGUUAAAACGAACAGCUAUUCAUGGUGAAAGCAACUCUGUGCUCAUCAUUGGACCCCGAGGCUCAGGAAAGACUCUGUUAACAUGCCAUGUCUUAAACAAACUCAUGGAAAUAAAACAAGUCAAGGACAACACUUUGUAUGUUCAUUUAAAUGGUUUAUUACAGACCAAUGAUAAAAUUGCUCUUAAGGAGAUUACAAGACAGCUGAAUCUGGAAAAUGUGGUUGGAGAUAAAGUUUUUGGUAGUUUUGCAGAAAAUCUCACAUUUCUUCUAGAAGCAUUAAAAAGAGGUGACCGUGCCCACAGUUGUCCAGUGCUGUUUGUCUUAGAUGAAUUUGAUCUAUUCGUUCAUCAUAGAAACCAAACCCUGCUUUAUAAUCUUUUUGAUGUAUCGCAGUCAGCACAGACUCCUAUAGCUGUCAUUGGUCUUACUUGUAGAUUGGAUAUUCUAGAACUCUUGGAGAAGAGAGUAAAGUCAAGAUUUUCUCACAGGCAAAUACACUUAGUGAAUUCUUUUGAUUUCAAAAAAUAUCUGAAUAUUUGUAAAGAACAGCUAUCCCUUCCUUCAGAGUUUCCAGAAAAACAAUUUUAUCAAAAAUGGAACAAGAAUAUAGAGUCUGCCCUAGAAGACCCAACUGUACAAAAUGUACUGCAAAAUCAGUUCCAUUACAGUAAAGAUCUGCGGAGUCUCUCCAUAUUGUUGAUGCUCACUUUAAAUAAUAUAACCGUAUCUCAUCCAUAUAUGAAUGCAUCAGACUUUCUGGAGGCAAGCAGACUUUGUAGAAUGAACUCCAAGGCAAACAUUGUACAUGAAGCGAACAUACUGCAAGCCGCUUCUGGUGUGAGAGAAUCAGCCGUCUGCAAGGACGUUGCCCAGGGAGUGCCCAGAUGUGUUACCAUCCUGCUGGGAGGCUUCGCUCAUGUCCCCACAAGGGAAGCCAGGGCUGACAGACCGAAGCUCACCCCAUCUCGCAGAUUCAAACCACUGACCUUCAGAUCAGCAGUUCAGCCGGCACAACUCAUUGCACCACUGUGGCUCCUCUUUUUUUUGGUGCUGAACAAACUGAGAAGUCGGGGGAGUAGUGUUGGGAUCGCCUGGACAGUAGGUCAAAGCAAUACCACACAUCCCCAGCCUCCCCAGGCGGAAAACACCAUAGCCCCUGAGAACAAUCCUUGAGUCUAGAGUUACUUCGAGAUCAGCAUCAAAGGCGAACCAGACAGAGGGAAUAAGCCCUCAAGACACACAGCCCCUUCUAAGACCCUGAGUCCUGCUGCUUUGCAGUAAAAGGGUUUUAUGUUGACAUAAGUUCUGCUUUAUGGAUAGGGGAGAGUAGCAGAAGAGGAUCAGAAAAACUCCUGUUUGUGUCCCAAUCAGUACAGGAUAAAUUACCUUUCAUGGCACAGUUCUGUUGUGGCAGAAGACAUUUUUAAUGCGUUGCUCAAGUGUUUUAUUCUGCCACAGAUAAUUUCCAAAACUUUUGUGAAGGAACCAGUUGUGCAUUUGUGCAACCUCUGAGACCACCAGAAACAGCAUGUUUUAAAUAUUCUGGAAAUUUGAUGCUAAUAGAAUCUACAAAUAUUAAAAGGGUGUGACUUUCUACUAAUUAAGGAAUAUUACCAAUACAUUGUGCUUGAAAAAGCUUUCAAUACAUGCUUCCUCUUAGGCCCUUAUGCAUUGUAGAGUCUUGAGCAUUGUGGUGAUCUUCUUGUAUGUUACAGUUUUGCUACCAAAAAUUAUUGCUUUCUUGCAGCAAUAACUUAAAUCUUUUCCCUGUUCUCUCUUGUACUUUAACUGUCAGCAAACAUACAGUUUAAUAAAUUGUCCAUUUCUCUCAUGCUCUGUAUUACAGCACAGUGGUCUUUUUGUCCAGUUGUGUUUACUUUCUGUGUGUCUUAGUGUUCUUG